Messenger RNA from Gracilinanus agilis (Agile Gracile Mouse Opossum), 1894 nucleotides. RefSeq names its product RASD family member 2 (gene RASD2). Lineage: Eukaryota; Metazoa; Chordata; Mammalia; Didelphimorphia; Didelphidae. The record is from RefSeq and is a predicted model, not a curated record. The transcript has 3 exons. Bases 392 to 1192 code for a protein of 266 amino acids. Gene Ontology annotation, molecular function: GTP binding; GTPase activity.
CUUGGGUGAGCACUCACUGCUCGCCGCCCCUCAGACCCGCUACUGCUCUGCCAGGGCAGACACACCCCCACCCCGCUUCACCCCACCUUCCGAGUCCCCGGCUACGGGGCUUUCUUCGAGCUCUGCUCGGUCGCAGAAGAAGGCUUCGCCUGAGCCCAGCAGCGCCUUCGGAGAGCACUUCCAUGGGGUUCAGGUUUCCGAAACCUUCGCGCCCAUCUCAGUCCCACCAGGCUUGGCCAGCAGUGGGGAGCUCCCGCGUCCAGUGACUUGGGACAAGUUCGAGAGCUGCCCAAUCGCUGGCUAUCCCCCAGCCUCUAACAAGGCUAGAAGGCAAACCGCUGUGGCUGCAUCAGGGGGUCGGGACUGCCCCCUCCACACCCAGCCCCAAGCGAUGAUGAAGACGACGUCCAGUGGGAACUGUGCGCUCAGCGUGCCCGCCAAGAACUCCUACCGCAUGGUAGUCUUAGGGGCCUCCAGAGUGGGCAAGAGCUCCAUCGUCUCUCGAUUCCUCAAUGGCCGCUUUGAAGACCAAUAUACACCCACCAUCGAGGACUUCCAUCGGAAGGUCUACAACAUCCGAGGGGAUAUGUACCAGCUUGAUAUAUUGGACACAUCAGGCAACCACCCCUUCCCAGCCAUGAGGAGGCUGUCCAUCCUUACAGGAGAUGUCUUCAUCCUUGUGUUUAGCCUGGAUAACCGAGAGUCCUUUGACGAAGUCAAACGUCUCCAGAAGCAGAUCUUGGAAGUCAAGUCCUGCCUGAAGAACAAGACCAAGGAAGCUGCUGACCUGCCCAUGGUGAUCUGUGGCAACAAGAAUGACCACGGGGAGGUGUACCGCCAGGUCCCCACCGAUGAGGCCGAGCUCUUGGUCUCUGGUGACGAGAACUGUGCCUACUUUGAGGUGUCGGCCAAGAAGAACACCAACGUGGAUGAGAUGUUCUACGUGCUCUUCAGCAUGGCCAAGCUUCCCCAUGAGAUGAGCCCGGCCUUGCACCGUAAGAUCUCUGUCCAGUAUGGAGAUGCCUUCCACCAGAAAUCCUUCUGCAUGCGCCGGGUGAAGGAGAUGGAUGCCUAUGGGAUGAUCUCCCCAUUCGCCCGCCGGCCCAGUGUCAACAGUGACCUCAAAUACAUCAAGGCCAAAGUCUUGCGGGAGGGCCAAACCCGAGAGAGGGAGAAAUGCACCAUCCAGUAAGAAGAGUGUUGUAGGGAAGGCAGCUCACCCCAGCAGUGCCUUAAGGGACAUGGCUCUGGAGAAUGCCCCCAGCCAAACUGGGGGAAGCGAGGGUACUGGGCAGCUGUGCUGCCCUCCUCCCUUGCAUUGGGAGCCCAAUUGCACUGGACACCAGGGCAGCAUCCCCUUGGGCUCUGUAAAUAGUUCUGGGUCUUCUCUGCUGCCUCCCCUCUCCCCGUUGAUUCUCCCUGUCUCUUACUGAGAUAACUGACUCCCUGCACUUGGUAGGAGAAUGUCUCUCUGCCAAGGAGGAGACAGAUGAGAGAUCUCGGUUGGCGUGAGUGUGAGCCGGAGCUUUCAUCUUCUGGAGGAUGACACCUCAUCAGCGGGAGUUCAGAAGGGCCAGGAGACAAUCACAAAGCCUUUCUCCAGAACUCGAUCCCGCUGAGCCUCUGAACUCAUCUUGUGGGUCACGGUCUCUUGGGUGAGGACUGGACCAGGCAUUGGGUCUGGGGGUGUUUGAGCCAUCCGGGUUGCAGUCCUCUGCUUUGGGGAGGGCUGCUCUGAGCAGGAGGGAGGUGACACAUAGCUCUCCCACGAAUUUGUGUCCUUAUUUUCUGCUGUUGAUUUUUUCCCUCUCCUGCUGAUGCCCUCUUCCCACACCCCCAACCAAAGUAGACUCAGUGGUGUUCAUGUGUUUGAUAUGAAGUGUGUUUGAUGUAU